Molecule: messenger RNA, 940 nt
Organism: Vitrella brassicaformis
Lineage: Eukaryota; Vitrellaceae
Source: the annotation of a GenBank genome assembly
CUGGCGACGGCCACGUGUGGCUCACUCUUUGGGCCAGACAGGCUUGGCGAAAGUCGCUGCCUAUAUUUUUCAUCUCGUGGUCCUAUUCCUUCAUGUCUCGGCUUAACGGCUUAUCGCGUAAGAGAAGUGUCGCCGACGCCCGGUUAGCACACGACAUUCUGUCUUCGUAUGUGCAGGAAUACAAUGGCCCAGGAAAAGUCAGACCCCCUCGCUAUGCCAAGAAGAAGGCGCCGGGCCACAAGAAGGCCAACAAACCCGAGGCGAAGGCCAACAACAGGAGCAAGAAGGUCAGCAACAGCUCAACCCCUUCAACCUGCCCGAUCAAGGGUCCCUCUGGCCGAAAGAGAGGGGGGAGAAGAACAACGAGAGCAGCUCGGAGUCCAACGAUGAGAACGAAGACUGGGGUAGGCAGACGAGGAAGGAAUGCCAAUUGGCCUGUUCCUGAUAGGUUUACCCGUGUGUCUCUCUGUGUGUUCUGUGUGUGUCAGAGCGGUGUCAGAGCGGUGGGCUGCCACGGAUACGUUCAAUGCCGAGCCACCCAAACGUGCAGGCAAGCAGCAUCAAGCCGGACCAGAAGAGCGAAGAGACGUACGACGAGAUCGAAGAGGGCCAGGCGGAGGACGAGAGGCCCAGCAAGAUCGCACGCGUGAUGAUGGAGACCGACCUGUCGAGGCUGGGGGAGGGAGAGGGAGGUGCGACAAUGGCCGACACCAUAUCCUGGAUGGAAAGGAUGGAGGAAUAGUGGCGGUGUGACAUUGCCAUUUCCUUGUCCCUGCCAUCAACCUGGCCGCUGGCAGAGAUGGGUGGGUGGAUGGAUGUGGGCUCAUGAAUGCGUAUUCGAUCAUGCAUGACUAGCUGCUCCUGAAGGAUGAAUGACACUAUCUCUCUGCUUGGCCGAUGUGAUUGGUGUUUUUUGAAAUGGACUUCUCUUCUAAAUGGC